Candidula unifasciata is the source of this 558-nucleotide messenger RNA. NCBI's taxonomy places the organism in Eukaryota, Metazoa, Mollusca, Gastropoda, Stylommatophora, Geomitridae. The record is from the annotation of a GenBank genome assembly.
AUGGCUGGUUUGUUGGGAUGGUUUGUUUGUUUGGAUGGCUACUUUGUUGGGAUGGUUGUCUUGUUGGGAUGGUUGGUUUGUUGGGACGGCUGGUUUGUUGGGAUGGCUGGUUUGUUGGGAUGGCUGGUUUGUUGGGAUGGUUGGUUUUUGGUUUCUUGGGAUGGCUGGUUUGUUGGGGUGGCUGGUUUGUUGGGAUGGUUGGUUUGUUGGGAUGGCUGGUUUGCUGGGAUGGUUGGUUUGUUGGGAUGGCUGGUUUGUUGGGAUUGUUGGUUUGUUAGGAUGGCUGGUUUGUUGGGAUGGCUGGUUUGUUGGGAUGGCUGGUUUGUUGGGAUGGCUGGUUUGUUGGGAUGGCUGGUUUGUUGGGAUGGCUGGUUUGUUGGGAUGGUUGGUUUGUUGGGAUGGCUGGUUUGUUGGGAUGGCUGGUUUGUUGAAAUGGCUGGUUUGUUGGGAUGGUUGGUUUGUUGGGAUGGUUGGUUUGUUGGGAUGGCUGGUUUGUUGGGGUGGCUGGUUUGUUGGGAUGGCUGGUUUGUUUAUAUGAUGGCAGGUGAGGGUUGCUGA